This is a messenger RNA of Acanthopagrus latus (yellowfin seabream), 2007 nucleotides long. RefSeq names its product gastrula zinc finger protein XlCGF57.1-like. Gene Ontology annotation, biological process: regulation of transcription by RNA polymerase II. Gene Ontology annotation, cellular component: nucleus. Bases 186 to 1964 code for a protein of 592 amino acids. Gene Ontology annotation, molecular function: DNA-binding transcription factor activity, RNA polymerase II-specific; RNA polymerase II transcription regulatory region sequence-specific DNA binding. The transcript is spliced from 2 exons. The record is from RefSeq and is a predicted model, not a curated record. Lineage: Eukaryota; Metazoa; Chordata; Actinopteri; Spariformes; Sparidae.
CUCGCGAGACCGUACGAGAUCCAAUAUGGCGGCGCCUAUCUGUCCGAGCUUCUCUCCUCUGUCAUAAAACUUUGGUUUCUUUUCUAUUUUUCUUCAUCUACUGUUUCUUCUUCACUAUAAACCGGACCACAGCACCGCAGCAACCGGAACAAAACAUCGACGGGUGUUUCUACAGAAUCUGAAUCAUGAACAAGGACGAUACAGCCGGAGCGAACACGGGAAUAACCCGCUCGACUCGGAGCAACAAAAGACUCCGACAGAGUUCACCCUCCAGCUCAGAUGUCCAACAGCUGUUUGCGAUUAAAGAAGAGGUUUCCCCGGAGUGGUGCCCUAGCCAGGAACAGAUGGACCCGGAGCCCCUACACAUAAAGGAAGAACAGGAAGAACACUGGACCAGUCAGAAGGGAGGGCAGCUUAAUGGACUGAAGGAGACUGAUAUGUCCAGGUUCCCAUCCACUGCUGUUCCUGUGAAGACUGAAGAUGAUGAAGAGAAACCGCAGCGUUCAGAGCUUCAUCAAAGCCAAACUGAGGACAACAGAGAGGCAGAGCUUCCAGCCAGCAGCUCAAAAACACAGAUAAAAACUGAAACUGAUGAAGAGUACAGUGGAGGAUCUGAACCUGCCAGGAACCAAGAACCAGAUAGUCAUCCACAGCUCAAUACUGAUGAAGAGGGUUCAGACUGUUCUGAGACUGAUGUCAGUUCUGGUGAGUGGCAAGAUUCUGGACCUGAAACUAAAGGGAGUGACAGUGGGUCGGAGGAGACCAGGACGCCCCAUUCGGCUUUAAAUGCUCAGAAAAACAUGGAAACUCCUGUAAGUGAUGUUGGAUGUAAUGCUGGUGAAAGAGUUCUGAAAGGAGAUAAACUAUUUGGUUGUGAUGUUUGUGGUAAAAGAUUUACAGUACUUGGAAGUCUGAGGAGGCACAUGAGAAUCCAUGCCGGAGUGAAACCAUUCAGUUGUGAUGUUUGUAGGAAGAGAUUCAUCCGGCAGGGACAUCUGAAGAGACACAUGAAAGUCCACACAGGAGAGAAACCAUUUAGUUGUGAUGUUUGUGGAAAAAGACUUGGGGACCGGCAAGGUCUGCAGAGACACAUGAGCAUUCAUACAGGAGUGAAACCAUUCAGUUGUGAUGUUUGUAGGAAGAGAUUCAUUCGGCAGGGACAUCUGAAGAGACACAUGAGAGUCCACACGGGAGAGAAACCAUUUGGUUGUGAUGUUUGUGGAAAAAGACUUGGGGACCGGCAAAGUCUGAGGGGACACAUGAGAGUUCACACAGGAGAGAAACCAUUUGCUUGUGAUGUUUGUGGGAACAGAUUCAUCCUGCAGGGACAUCUGAAGAGACAUGUGAGAUUCCACACAGGAGAGAAAACAUUCAGUUGUGAUGUUUGUAGGAAGAGAUUCAUCCAGCAGGGACAUCUGAAGAGACACAUGAGAGUCCACACAGGAGAGAAACCAUUUGGUUGUAGUUACUGUGCGGAAAGCUUUAGAUGUCAGGGAAAUCUGAAGAGACACAUGAGAGUCCACACAGGAGAGAAACCAUUUGGUUGUAAUAUUUGUGGAAAAGGAUUUGGGGAAGGGGAAAGUCUGAGGAGGCACAUGAGAGUCCACACAGGGGCGAAACCAUUUGCUUGUGAUGUUUGUGGGAACAGAUUCAUCCAGCAGAGCCAUCUAACUAGACACAUGAGAGUCCACACAAGAGAGAAACCAUUUGGCUCUGGCGCUUGUGGAAAACGACUUGCACAACGGAAAAGCCUUAGUACACACAAGAGAGUCCACACAGGAGAGAAACCAUUUACUUGUGUUAAUUGUGGGGAAAGGUUUACAAGACAGGGAAAUCUGAAGAGACACAUGCUAGUUCACACAGGAGAGAAACCAUUUAGUUGUGGCUAUUGUGGGAAAUGUUUUACAACACAGGGAAGUCUGAAGAGACACAUGAGAGUCCACACAGGAGAGAAAUGUUUGUGACAUUUGUGGUUGCCAUGAAAAAUAAAGAACAGUUACAAGAAUC